Molecule: messenger RNA, 811 nt
Organism: Nematocida parisii ERTm1
Lineage: Eukaryota; Fungi; Microsporidia
Exons: 1
Coding region: 1-198 (65 amino acids)
Source: RefSeq, a predicted model, not a curated record
AUGGCUUUUUUAUUAAGCGAUUCACAGAUAGAUGCUAUAGCAAUCUCAUUGCUAACCAUAAUCAUUUCAAUAACUAUUCACGGGAUAUGCAUAAUAGUUAAGAACUCGAUUACUAAAUUUGUUUUCCCAAGAACCACUAACUAUGCAUAUAUAACAAGCUAUGGUAAAAUAAACCAUUAUCUAGAAUUGAUGGAUUAGCUACAAAAAGAAAGAGAAAAAGAAAAGGAGUAGUAUGCCGUUUGCUAGUUAAGAAAAGUGAAAAUGCUCUAAGUGAAUCAAUUAUUUUCUUUGUACUGCAUAUUUACAAAGAAUUUUCGGAAUUAUUGCUGUAAUUAAUCCAAAAAAUUAUUCGGGUUAUAUGGAAAUGGAGAAAGGCGCAGCAUGAAAAUUUUCUAGAAGUGAAAUAACCCGAAAACAAACAAGAAAUAGCACAAAAAGCAACUUUAGAGCAAUAUUUAAUGCUGUUUCUACUCUGAAUUAUUAUAUUUUAGAGCGUAAAGCGAUAGGUAUAUAUUAUAAAAGCACUAAUUCAUUUAUUAGUUAUUCAUAAGAGACACAAAAAAACUAGAGAUCUUAGUAAUAAAGAUCAAUACACAGACAAUGCAAAUAAUAGACAAGAUUGUGACGAUAAACAGGAUUAGCAUAGAACCCUCUAUAUCAUUUCUACUACCGUAUGACUCAUUUGAAAAACUAUAGCUGCCUAAUCCUAGAAAUUUUCUUCGUUGUUUAUGUAAUUCCAUUUGGAGCAUCUUAUUUUCUAUAUAGCUAGGGUCAGUAGUACUAACAUUGUGGUCAAAUAAAUUAGUAAACG